AUGCUACGAUGUGGUUGUCGGAGCAUAGCACGGGGUGUAUCAAACUGGCGGCCGCUCAUUGCCAGGCAAAUAUCCGGCCCAGUGCUUGCAAAACCGACGAAGCGUACACACGCCAGAGGUGAUGCUCUACCACGACGUGAGCAGAAACCGGAUGGCCUGGUCGCGACCAAACCACAAGGGACUCCCAAACUCCCGGCACGCAAUGACAGGAACGAUGUGAAAGCAUGGGCGUCUUUGUUAGAAGCCUGUUUGCCACCACAAUUACGACUGCCUGAGUACCAUAGCCUGAACGCUGGCAUCCAAGAUGGAGCAGAGAAAGGGCGCAUCCUGUACGUGGCUCGAAGGCGGCCUGCUUCCGGAGGCGGUGCCGAUUUGUUGUACGAUCUUGGUAUACAGCAAGGUAGAUGGCAAGCGGUCGUCUGGCUAGUGAAGAGCCUUGUCGAUGCGCUAGGUCCGAAAUCGCCUUUGCAGGAUGAGACUUCUCCUGUGCCUACCAUCUGGAACGGUCAGAUCUCUCUGGACGAAUUGACCAAGGAAAGCAUCGAGCUUGAAACAGCUCUGUCUGAGCCGGAACGGUUAUCACCCCACGCACUCGAUACUCUAGAUGCUGGUUUCGGCCAUACCACCGAGGUGACAGCCACAGAACUCCGGGGAGAACUUCGACGUAAUGUACUCGGCGUCAUUUGGCGUAGUCUUGGAGCCAUGAUCAUCGCAUGUGCGGACGGCCCCGUCAAGCCCGAAGUUCUCGAGAUCAUCGCAUAUCUACAUCACUCGGGAAUCAUGCCUACAUCGAUAUACAGCCGCAAACCCCGCCUUGAUGAAACUGCGAUUCAGCAGCCCCCAACCCUCCAUAUGUUGAGUUCUCGGAUCUUGACAUCACUCUCCGAUGCGGCUUGGAGGGCUCAUGAGAAGAUCGUGCUCGAUCAAGCGAAAGCUAAUGGUAACAAAUCCCUGCCCUUGCGACCAGAAAUUCCUGGUAGCGCAUAUCGCAUCCAUGUGUCCGGGUUGAGUGCCGAGAUAUGGCUCGAGCUCAUAUUGUGGUCCUGUCUGCAUGGCGAGUGGGUACAGGAAGGUCUGGCUAUUCUCGAAACCGUCUACCGACAACCUCAGCCACAGUGGAAGGCAAUUUCCUGGCGUUCGCUGCUGCCCGAUGCAAACGACUCCUUAAGGAACUGGGAUAAGCUCGAGUACAUAUUCAACACUCAGGCACCUCAUAACAUGGAUCAAGACCCAGUAGUACACGACGUGAAACGGACCAUCAGCAGCGAGGUCGUCAACGCAUAUGUAGACGCGCUGGUUAGCGAGCUUGAUGCAGCGAAAGACAGUAGAGUCGUGCUCACUGUGUCAGCCACCCAGCAGCUGAAUGCGGCCAGAGCCUUUCUCGACAGAUCCGGCCUGAAGCUUGGGGGAGGAUCGUGGGAUGCCGUAGUCCUUCGACUCUUUGAGUCACGCGCUGACGAUAUACUGGGCAUACAUGCUUUUCAACAGAUUCUCGGGCUCUCUCCUGGCUUUGGGGUUGAAGUAAACUCGAAGAACACACAACGCUUGCCUCCGUAUGUACGUGAUGGUAGUGCAGCCGCCAUCGGCAUAGGACAUCAGGUCUUGCGAACCAAGAUCAAAGCUGGCGAUCUUGCGGGUGCUUUCCACGUAAUAUUCAUGUUACAGCGAUACACCGAUGAAAACAAAAAGAGGUCUCUUCAAGACUUCUUCCGCUUCGAGGGGGAGGGUAAGCAACAGCGGCGGAUAAAAGGCAGUCCACUGUUCACUGGCAAUUACAGCAUAAUAGACUAUCCAGCGUUCGGACUGCAGAUUCCGUCUACCGCACUCGGGCAGCUGCUGGAAUUGGCGACGGCCGCUAAUUCGCUUGAAUAUGGGAGGUGGCUUCUGUACAACGACGAAGUAGACGGGCCACUGAUACCUGAGCAUAUGUACAAGGACCCUGCUGUGGCACCUGCCCUCAUCCGCUUCGCGACAGCAGCACACGACAAUGCUCUCCUGGUGAAAGUAGUGCAAGCAAAGGCCAGCCAGAACAAAGAGACAGGAUCCGGUCCAACCUUAUCGCAUAAAGUACUGCAGUCCUUCUUCGACGUGCAGGUCGGAAUGAGGAGAUGGCCUGCUGCACAACGGAUCCUCGAGACCCUUUCUGAAAACAUGCAAGAAAGCUGGAGUACUAUCAACUUGGCUCAUGUUGCUCGUACCAUUUUUGAGCUCCAGUACCAGUCUGACACUCGUGAAGAUGACCCACGCAAAGAAGAUUUAGUAGCUGCAAGACAACUUUUCCACAGCAUGUUUAUGCCAGAGCGCGAGGAGAAGCGGAUACGAGGUUCACGAGACGGUGAAAGGAUUAAGACACUAUGUACAAUCUUGGCCACUGUCGAUGAAGAAUGGGCAGACUUUACCACCACGAUUGCAUCGCUCCCGGACCACUUCGUCUUCAAGUCGGACGUGAAAGCGUUCAAUAUCGUCCUGCAGAGCAUAGCAAAUACUCGUGGUGCUACUGCUGCCCACCAGCUUGUCAGUACCUUUUGGCCAGCUAGUGUGCGCAGCGCCCACAGAAGACAUAAUUCUUCCAGGUCCGCUCGCAAACGUUCGAAUCCGCUUGAUCAUCCUCACCGUCAACGGACCGUCCUGCGAAUCCCCGCCGCCAAGGAGAAAUUGGUGGCCAUGUAUGGAGGUCUGCGGCCAAACUCUGCGACGCUUCGCAUUGUACUGCACAGCGCUCUGAUCGAGGUUGGACGCGCUGCGGAUGAUGCGGGAUCAACUGACGUGGAAUGGACUAGUAGCUAUCCUCUCGGUGACUCAAAGGACACGAUUACUACACAGCUGAGCGAUAUACUUGUCUGGGCACACCGGGCUCUACUUGAGCUUGGAUCUGACAACCAGGAUCUGUUACACGAGCUCGAAAGUACCCUAUCAAAUCACCAGCUCGAACACUUGCGAACGCAUGUACCAGCUCUGUUCGAGAGUGUGGACCCUGAAGCUGAUGACAAUGCGACGGCAUCGGCAGUAUGA
This is a messenger RNA of Recurvomyces mirabilis, 3012 nucleotides long. RefSeq lists its product as uncharacterized. The coding region runs from base 1 to 3012 and encodes 1003 amino acids. The transcript has a single exon. Lineage: Eukaryota; Fungi; Ascomycota; Dothideomycetes; Mycosphaerellales; Teratosphaeriaceae. The record is from RefSeq and is a predicted model, not a curated record.